This is a messenger RNA of Cynoglossus semilaevis (tongue sole), 5581 nucleotides long. RefSeq names its product FHF complex subunit HOOK interacting protein 2 (gene fhip2a). The record is from RefSeq and is a predicted model, not a curated record. The coding region runs from base 235 to 2445 and encodes 736 amino acids. The transcript has 17 exons. NCBI's taxonomy places the organism in Eukaryota, Metazoa, Chordata, Actinopteri, Pleuronectiformes, Cynoglossidae.
ACUGGCUGUAACGCCUUGUUUACAGUGGCAGCGCCAGGGCCUAUGUAGUCUGACGUCCAAUUAGAGUCAAUAGAAGUAGCGUUGUAUUAAGGUUAAUUGUUGACGUUUGUUCUCUUGUUAUAAGUGUCGUUGCAUGAAACCUCCAAUCUGGAUCGCGGCGGCAAUAACAGGAAGAAGAAGAUAGAGGAAUUCUCUAGGUCUUCUCGAGAGAAACUUGUCCAGUCGAAGAACAAAAUGUUCUCCAAAUUCACGUCAAUUCUACAGCAUGCGGUAGAAGCGCUUGCUCCGUCGCUGCCCCUGCAGGAGGACUUUGUCUAUCACUGGAAGGCUAUUACCCACUAUUACAUUGAGACGUCUGAUGACAAAGCUCCAGUCACAGACACAAACAUCCCAUCCCACCUGGAACAGAUGCUGGACAUUUUGACCCAGGAAGAAACAGAAAGGGAGACUGGAGAGACUGGACCCUGCAUGGAGUAUCUCUUACAUCACAAGAUUUUGGAGACGCUCUACACUUUAGGCAAAGCUGAUUGUCCACCAGGGAUGAAGCAGCAGGUGCUGACCUUCUACACAAAGCUUUUAGCGCACAUUCGACAGCCUCUCCUGCCUCACAUUAAUGUCCACAGGCCUGUACAAAAACUGGUGCGUCUGUGUGGGGAGGUGCUGGCUGCUCCUACAGAAAAUGAAGAGAUUCAGUUCCUUUGUAUAGUCUGUGCCAAAUUGAAGCAGGACCCAUAUCUUGUGAACUUUUUCCUUGAGAACAAAUCAAGAAAAUCUGACACGAAGAGUCCUGAAAGAGCAGAGCAGGUCAAAGCGCCAGACACUGGUCAGUCUGGGGCAGAGAGUCAAGCUGGCUCCCCAGAGGAGCCACAGAAUGCUGCUGCUUCCACAUCAAGUCCAGCCAGCAGUAACAGCAGCAAUUACAAUCUUGUCACUUCUCUCCUCAAUCUCACAAAGAGCCCUGAUGGCAGGAUAGUUGUGAAAGCAUGUGAAGGCCUGAUGCUGCUGGUCAGUUUACCAGAGCCUGCUGCUGCCAAGUGUUUAACAGAAAACACUGAGCUCUGUGAGCUUCUUACAGGAAAACUGGUUUCCUUCUACAAAGCCCUGCCACAGUCUAUAGAUCCUUUGGACAUUGAAACAGUGGAGUCUGUCAAUUGGGGCCUGGAUGUAUAUAACUUGAAAGAGGAUGCUGCUGUUUUCACGGGGAAGAGGGCUCUCAUCUCAUUUCUGUCCUGGUUGGAUUACUGUGAUCAACUCAUCAAGGAGGCUCAUAAGUCAGCGGCUACAGUGAUGGCAAAAGCAGUGAGGGAAAGAUUCUUUGUGUCUGUGAUGGAGCCACAACUGAUGCAGACUUCAGAGGUGGGCAUUCUGACUUCCACAGCGCUGCUCAACAGGAUUAUCAGGCAGGUGACAUCAGAGGUUCUGCUGCAGGAAAUGGUUUAUUUCUUGCUGGGAGAGGAGAGGGAUCCAGAGAGUCCUGGGACUGUUGCUAAGAAUCCACUGAGGCACAGACUUAUUGAGCACUGUGAUCACCUAUCAGAUGAGAUCAGCAUCAUGACGCUGCGGUUGUUUGAGCAGCUGAUCCAGAAGCCCAACCAGCACAUCCUCCACAGCAUGGUGCUCCGGAAUCUGGAGGAGAGGAACUAUCUGGAGAACAAACCACAGGAAGAGCGAGAGCCUCUGGAGAACGGCCAGCCCCAUGAUGCCGUUGACCUGGAAGAGGAUCCUCUCUUUGGUGACGACCUCUCUCCAGACAGCAGGCUGUCUGGUUCUGAUUGGCUCAGCUCCUCACCUCCUCAAAGUCCUGAGCACUCAAAGCCCGAUGGGAAAACAGAAGUUCACAAGAUUGUCAACAGUUUCUUGUGUUUGGUCCCCGAUGAAGCCAAGUCUUCCUAUCAGGUUGAGGGCACCGGCUAUGACACCUACCUCAGAGACGCACACAGACAGUUCAGGGACUUUUGUGGUGUUUGCCAACGGUGGGACUGGCGUGGAAAUCCAAAGCCUUUUGAGAAGUGUAACCUUGACGUCCCGUUCUUUGAAGGCCACUUCCUGAAGGUUCUCUUUGACCGAAUGGGUCGCAUCCUAGACCAGCCUUACGAUGUGAACCUGCAGGUGACCGCGGUCCUGUCCAAACUGUCCUUAUUACCACACCCUCACUUACAUGAGUAUCUGCUGGAUCCUUAUAUCAGCUUGGCUCCAGGCUGCAGAUCUCUCUUCUCUGUCAUUGUCAGGGUGGUGGGAGAUCUGAUGCUGAGGAUUCAUCGCAUCCCAGACUUCACACCCAAACUGCUGCUUGUGAGGAAGAGGUUACUGGGCCUGGAACCCGAGGGCAUCACCAUCGACCACACGACUCUGCUGGAGGGAGUGAUCGUAUUGGAGGAGUUCUGCAAAGAGCUGGCAGCCAUCGCCUUCGUCAAACACCACGCAGCUGCCUCCUCCUCACCCUGAUCAGUCCCACUGUCCAUCCAUCUGCUUUGGCCAGGUUGACAGGUCAGGAGAACGCCAGGCCUCCUUGGUUGUGCUGGUAUCGGUGGCACAGGGUCAGAACUCAUCAUCAAACUGCUCAUCCUUACAAGUUUAAGCCCACUCCAACGGCUUCUUCCUCCCUUCUCUUCUGACCUCUAAGGCUCCAACAUUAAAAAAAGUCUCUGGUCUACUUUUGGAGCCGAUCGGAGCACAGACACUGCCCAGCCUGCAGAGGAGUAAGAAGAGAAUGAGGAGCAAAGAGGCUGAGUUGGAGUUAGAUGUUUUCCGGAUUCCAUUCAGCCUCUACGUUUUCUUACCCACGUCCACCCACAUUCAACACCACCACCAACAUCUUUCUCUUUCAUCAGCCAGAAGCUGAAAGCCCUGCAAUUAUUAUGUCAAAGGGAAAGUUGUGUAUUUAUUUCCUGUCUACUUUUCAUCCAUUUGUAAACAUCGAUGCCUUAGUGUGGUGUCUCACCAUCCAGUUACAGGAGACUGUUUCCUUUUGAAACUUUUUUUUUUUUAACUUCACCUACAACUCUGUGUAGAUAUUUACUAAGAUACUGGGAUGCAGUAUUUAUGAUACUGCAGUCAUGUUUUAAAUGCCAAGUCCUUUUAUUUAUUGGUGUGCUUUAUGGUUGCCUUUUAAUUAAUGUGUGAAGAUAAAAUGAAUCAAAAUUGCAGCGGUGACAAACGCUGGUGUUUUCCCUCAUCUGUAAUCUACCAUCGUCCAAAGACACCUUUCAUCUCGGCUGUUAUGACGACACGCUGAAAUUUGCACAUGGACCUCAUUGCAUCGCAUUGCACUUGUUACAUCGUUCACCUACAUUUAUGCUCCUCCUCGCUGGUGUUGGCUUUUGGAAAGUGUCUUAACUGGCAUCUGGAGACGUCCUGUUCCUUUACAGUGUUUGUUCCAAACAUUAUCUGUAUUGUUUGUUUUUUUUAAGCUAUUAUAAAUAAUUUCACUCUGAUUUUGUGUGGGUGCAGUGGAAUAAUCCUUUAGUGUCUGUUACUGAGGAGGCUGCAGCAGUGGUUCAUGGUUUAACACAUUUCUGAUUUUUUUUUUACGUCCUGAGCAUUCAUUUAGAAUGUAUGAGAGUGAGAAAAUCUAACAGAUUCUUUCACUCUCGUCACUGAAUCAAGUUAUUGUUAAAAAAAAUAUUAAAGUAAUAUUAAAAAUGUUGUACAUUGAUCAGAAGUCAGACAUCAUCUCCUGCUGUUUUAACCAGAAGAGUAUAAUUUGAGACUAAGGUCUUUACACACGUCUGUUUUUUCUAAAUGAAUUCUGUUGUUUGGUAAUUUGGAAUCUAAAGAAAAGUUGAACAAAACAAACCAAUUGAGAUGUUUUUGCUGCAGUGGCAGAAAACUCAUAUGGGACACCACUCAUAAGUAAAUAUAUAAAUUCCUACAUUUACACACACAUAUAUAUACAUAUAUAAAUAUUUGAUUGGUGGUCCAUUUGAAUGUGUAUAAAUAUGACAGUGAAUGAAGAAUUUAGAACUUCAAUCUAAUAAUUUUUCAAAAUUUCAUCAGAUUUUUGUUACUUAAUAUUACAUUUCAAUAAUAAUGCAUUGUUUUAUACAACUAUAUAUAUAAUUACUAAUUGCCACAAAAAGUUUAACAGUUUUGUUUCUGUUCACUGUCCGAUUUAGUGUGAACCACUGUCUGCAGUUUCCUCAGAGCUUGUUUAUCAUCAGGUGUUUUUGUUGUUGUUUUUAUGUGUGUAUCUUAGCAGUAUUAUGAAUUCAUGAUAAAUUUGAGAGACUAAGAACAUGUACUCAUGGUGCUGUGUAUGGAUGAAAUGUUUUUAAAUCUACAGUAGGUGACAGUAAAAACAAUUCAACGUGUUUCUCAUGUCCAUUUUUAAAUUAUCCCGCAUCAGGAUAACUUAAAAAGACAUUUUAAAAUUUUUGUUCACUGUUCCCAGUGUGACUGUUGUGUGGAUCUGCCUUGUUCAGGUAUGUGCGUGCGUGCUUGACUUUUUACUGAUGUGGAGAUUGUACAGAUUGACUUACCGGAGCUGAGAGUUUCUGGUUUGAAACCCUGCUUCCUCUUCAUGUCACUCUGAGCUUCAUUAUGCAACAACAUGCAUGGAAUCAGAUUUGCACAUUGUCUUAAUUCAUCCCUGUUCAUAAUGUAAAAAGAACACAUUGUUAAUUCUGUUUGUUUCAGAAACCAAAAAAAAAAAAUCAUUGAACUUUUACCAGAAAUAACACUUGUAUGAGGAAACUUUUUUUAAAUUGUCAAUCAUACCCAUUUUGAAGCAACUCUUCAUCGUCUCCAUCUUUCUCUUCCUGUACAGGUGUGUAUCGUAUGUGUACAAUAGCAAUAGUACUUACUACCUGGUGUAUAAAUGCAUGCCUGGACGUUAGUUUUCACUCUGAGAAGAGAAAAAAAAAAAGAGUCAGCGCCACCUGUGAUGACUUAGUUCUGAGCUGCAGAUCUGAUGCCUUACCUUCACACUGUAGAUCUGAAGAGUUAAAAUGUGAAGGUUUUCUGCUGUGAUCUUAUGCUUUUCCCUUUAUGUUGUACAAACUAAAUCUGACCUGUGAUAAUGUACCUGACUAAUUUAACCUGUCAAGGGCAGAGCAGGGCUCAACAUUCCUAAAUAUGACAAACUAAAACAGUGAGUUAACAGCAGGUGGAUGAUUUUGUAUUACACCUGUUUUAUUGGAUUUAUCCAAUAUCCAAAUCCAAAUGAUGCAAAUAUUUCUUUAAAUGUCAAGAAAAAUUUACAGUUACUGCCGAACAUCUGACCUGAAGUUUUAGCCUUGAAUAAUGCAUGCUGGGUGUCGAGUUGGUCGAAGUGCAUCAGGAAAACAAAAGCUUUGUGUUGACAUAACGUGUAUCAACUCUGUCUAAGAGUAACGAUAAAUGGACAGGCGCUGUGAUUAUUGGAUAUACAGUAAAACAAGCGAUAUUUUGCCCAUGCGUUAAAAAAGUUUAUCAAAUUAAUCUUAACGAACGUGUUUAUUCUGACAGUCCUAUACAUCACUGCACUCUUCAUUUAUUUCUCUUCUGUUUCCAUCUCUUCACUACUGCUUUACGCGUCAUUUGUCGUUAGCGACAGUCUGCUCUUGUUGAACAUGACCUGUCCCAAUAAAAAGGCUUCAUGGGA